This is a messenger RNA of Siniperca chuatsi (mandarin fish), 8319 nucleotides long. It is a transcript of the gene daam2, whose product is annotated as dishevelled associated activator of morphogenesis 2. Bases 302 to 3529 code for a protein of 1075 amino acids. The transcript is spliced from 26 exons. The record is from RefSeq and is a predicted model, not a curated record. Gene Ontology annotation, molecular function: small GTPase binding; actin binding. Gene Ontology annotation, biological process: regulation of non-canonical Wnt signaling pathway; negative regulation of oligodendrocyte differentiation; actin cytoskeleton organization. NCBI's taxonomy places the organism in Eukaryota, Metazoa, Chordata, Actinopteri, Centrarchiformes, Sinipercidae.
UCAGUCCCUUCGCUCUCCACUAUCAUUCAGCUGAAUGAACGGCCCCGCACAGGCAGCGCAGGGCAUCGGCUCUCUGUUUAGUCAGGCCACCGCGUGACUGAAUUUGGUCGUUGUGCCUGGUGACAGCGACAAGGGAUUAUUAUUAUCGAGCAGCAAUUGUUUUUUCCGCAACGACGCUGGAAGAUCAUGCCCCCUAGAUAGCAGCCUCGUCCUCCUCUCCACUCCCCCUCCCUGCCCCUGGCCCCUUCCUCUACUUUCCUGGUCCAGCACCAUCACUGCCACCUGUGUCACCACAGCCACCAUGCCCCCCAGGAAGAGGACGCGGCCGGGCCUGGGCUUCCUGUGCUGCUUUGGCAGCAGCGAGCCCCCGGAGAUCAACCUCAAGGACAGCGUGCCCCUGCAGCUGCUGGAGUUCAGCGCCCCCAUGCCACCCGCUGAGGAGCUGCACGCACGUUUCUCUGAACUGGUGGAUGAACUGGACCUUACGGAUAAGAACAGGGAGGCCAUGUUUGCUCUUCCCAAUGAGAAGAAAUGGCAGAUCUACUGCAGCAAAAAGAAGGAGCAAGAGGACCCCAACAAGCUGGCCACCAGCUGGCCCGACUACUACAUUGACCGCAUCAACUCCAUGGCUGCUAUGCAGACCCUGUUCGCCUUUGACGAGGAGGAAAUGGAAAUGAGGAACAAGGUGGUAGAAGAUCUGAAGACAGCACUGCGGACUCAGCCAAUGAGGUUCGUCACACGCUUCAUUGAACUUGACGGCCUCACCUGCCUCCUCAACUUCCUGCGCAGCAUGGACUACGAGACGUCAGAGAGCCGCGUCCAUACCUCCGUCAUCGGCUGUAUCAAGGCGCUGAUGAACAACUCCCAGGGCCGCUCGCAUGUCCUGUCCCACCCGCAAAGCAUCAACACCAUCUCGCAGAGCCUGCGGACGGAGAACAUCAAGACCAAAGUGGCGGUGCUGGAAAUUCUUGGGGCAGUGUGCCUGGUGCCCGACGGACACAAGAAGGUCCUGCAGGCCAUGGCACACUACCAGAAAUACGCUGCCGAGCGGACUCGCUUUCAGACGCUGUUGAAUGAGCUGGACAAGAGUACAGGCCGCUACAGAGACGAGGUCAACUUAAAGACUGCCAUCAUGUCCUUCAUCAACGCUGUGCUCAACGCUGGAGCUGGGGAGGACAACCUUGAGUUCCGCCUCCACCUAAGGUACGAGUUCCUGAUGUUGGGCAUCCAGCCGGUCAUUGACAAGCUCCGAGAGCACGAGAACGCCACUCUAGACAGGCAUUUGGACUUCUUUGAGAUGGUGCGGAAUGAGGAUGACUCUGAGUUGGCCAAAAGAUUUGAUAUGACCCAUGUAGAUACUAAGAGUGCCGGUGCCAUGUUUGAGCUGAUCAAGAAGAAGCUGAGCCACACAGAUGCCUACCCAAACCUCCUCUCCAUCCUCCAACACUGCCUGCAGAUGCCCUACAAAAGGAGCGGUGGCAGCCUGCAGCACUGGCAGCUCUUAGACAGGAUCCUUCAGCAGAUAGUCCUACAGGACGACAAGGGAGAGGACCCCGACAACGCCCCCCUGGACAACUUCAGUGUUAAGAACAUAAUUCGCAUGUUGGUCAAUGAGAAUGAGGUGAAACAGUGGCGAGACCAGGCAGAGAAGUUCAGGAAAGAUCACGUGGAGCUGCUAGCUAAACUAGAGAGGAAGGAGCGGGAGUGUGAAACCAAGACCCAGGAAAAGGAGGAGAUGAUGAAGACUUUGAACAAGAUGAAGGACAAACUCCAGCGCGAGGGAGUGGAACUGCGCUCAGCCAGGGAACAAGUCUUGGACCUGUCCUCACGCAUCAGUGACAUAGCCGGCGGCAAUGUGUCUUUCCCGCCUCCUCCUCCCCCUCCUGGCGGCCCUGUGGCGCCACCUCCACCUCCGAUGAUGGGUGGCUUUCCUCCCCCUCCUCCUCCGCUACCAUUCAGCUGCCCGCCUCCUCCACCGCCGCCUCCUCCACCUGGAGCACCGCCUCCUCCACCAGGAGCUCCUCCAACUUUUGGAGCCCUGCCUCCUCCUAUUCCCUCUUCAUUCAACUCAGCGACCACCAUGCGCUCUAAGUCCGUCCCUCAGCCUUCUCAUCCCCUGAAGUCCUUCAACUGGGCCAAACUAGGAGAGAAUGUGAUCAAUGGCACCAUUUGGAAUGACAUCGAUGACCUGAGAGUUUUCAAGAUUCUUGACCUCAAGGACAUAGAGAAGAUGUUUUCAGCCUAUCAGAGACAACAGGACCUGCUCACUAACCAAUCCUUCAAACAGAAAGAGACGGGGUCUAUGGAUGACAUAUACGUCAGCACGCGCAAGGUCAAAGAGCUGUCAGUCAUCGACGGUAGACGUGCACAGAAUUGUGUCAUCCUGCUUUCAAAGUUAAAAAUGAGCAAUGAAGAGAUCAAGAGGGCGAUCCUAGAGAUGGAUGAGAGAGAAGAGCUAGCCAAAGAUAUGCUGGAGCAGCUUCUGAAGUUUGUCCCAGAGAAAAGUGACAUUGAUCUCCUGGAGGAGCACAAACAUGAGCUGGAGCGGAUGGCCCGGGCUGAUCGCUUCCUCUUUGAAAUGAGCAGAAUUGACCACUACCAGCAGAGACUGCAGGCUCUGUUCUUUAAGAAGAAGUUUGCAGAGCGUCUCGCUGAAACCAAGCCUAAGGUUGAAGCCAUCCUGAAUGCGUCUAAGGAGGUGGUCCGGAGCAACAGGCUGACUCAGAUCCUGGAGGUGGUGCUGGCCUUCGGCAACUUCAUGAACAAGGGCCAGAGAGGCAACGCCUACGGCUUCAAAGUCUCCAGUCUCAACAAGAUCGCUGACACCAAGUCCAGCAUAGACAGGAACAUCACCAUGUUGCACUACCUGAUCAUGAUCUUUGAGAAGAACUAUCCUGACACACUGCACAUCCAGCAAGACCUCAGCAGUGUACCAGAGGCUGCCAAAGUCAAUUUGGCAGAGUUGGAAAAAGAGGUGCACAAUAUCAAAAGUGGACUGAAGGCUCUAGAGGCGGAACUGCACUACCAGCAGAGCAGGACGAGGGAACGUGGGGAUAAGUUUGUGGCUGUGAUCGGUGACUUCAUCACUGUGGCUGGCUUCAGCUUCUCUGAACUGGAGGACCAGCUGAGUGAAGCCAAGGACAAGUUUACCAAAUCGCUGAAGCACUUUGGGGAGGAAGAGAGGAGGAUGCAGCCCGAUGAGUUCUUCGGGAUCUUCGACACCUUCUUGCAGUCGUUCAACGAAGCGCGGCAAGACCUGGAGAACAUGCAGCGACGUAAAGAUGAGGAGGAGAGGAGGGCGCGAAUGGAGGCCAUGCUCAAGGAGCAGAGGGAGCGGGAAAGGCGGGCCAAGAAGAGCGGCGCCUCAGACGAGGCCGGCGGGGAGUUCGACGACCUGGUGUCGGCAUUGCGUUCCGGUGAGGUCUUCGACAAGGACCUGAACAAAUUCAAGCGGAACCGCAAGCGCUCCGUCAACCAGCUGGUGGAGGGUGGGGGCCGCGAACGGGCUGUCACCAAGGUCAACUACUAGGUCGGAAGAAGCAAAAAAAAAUAAAAUAACUCUAGACACCUAAAUUCUGCCGUGGUGUAGAUCUCUGAACACCUUAAGUCCAGGUCCUCGACCGGUGACCAUUGACAUUGGAGAGGAUGUAAAUAACGGCUGGACUAGACAUGUAGCGACAUGUGUGGACAGCCACGCCGUUUUGAAGGAUGCAAUGCUCUCCUCUGAUUGGUCUUGUAAAGCUAUUUCUAACCGGUUUGUCCUGGGCGUUAUGAUCUGGACAAAGGACAGUUGGGAUCGAUGGAUGGACAGACAGACGGACAGACAGACCACUGUGACACAUUAGCCCAUGUCUUUUGACCAUAUCCUUUUAACACUGUGCUCAAGCUUCCAGCUCUUCAUCACCCCCUGUUUUUCACUGCUCUCUUUAUUUUUUAUUUUCCCCCUCACAAACCCUUCACCGUUCCUCUCUUAAGUUCCUUGGUGCAGGAGCAGCCCAAUCUUUUUGCUAUCUGGCUCUAAAACACACAGGAAAUUGGGAUCAGCCAGUCACUGUACAUAGACACGAGGCCAAGAGAAAGGACUGGAAAAGGGACUUCGGGCUGAUUUUAAAAACAAACAGAAAAAGAAGGUGGGAAGGUGGAACUAAGCCAUAACCUCCACAGUCAUGGUUGCUUCAAGUGUCCUCCAGAACAGAGACUUUCCAGCCACAGAAUAGGUGGAUAUUCAUGAACUUCCUUUACUGCAAAGAAGGGCAUGCAGUCAGCAAAUCCCAGAAUGCUUUGUAGGCUUCUGAAAGAGUUGGGAAGGAUUCACGACCGAGGGGGUUUACGCUUCAAAACAGAGGAUUCAUCGCGACGGCCUCCUCCAGCACACAGCAUUCCCAGGGAGGACGUCCGUGCAUCCCGAGGUGCGAUUUCAGAGGACACGACUCUCUUUUCGAGGAAAUAAAAAAACAAAACUAUUUCUCAGCUUGAUCCGCAUGACAAAACGAUGACUGUGCCACAAGGGUCAAGCCUCACCUACACUCUCAACAUUGUUCUGGCAUUAACCAGUGCCAAAGCAAAGAGAAAACAAAUGUAACUGUAUUAAUACAAAACAAUACUGCAAUUAGGCGUCGAUAUAUAUUUAUAUUUAGAUGCAGACAAACUAAUUGCAAAGAUGUCGAGGUUUUUUUAUGUUUUCAUGGCAUUUUUAGGGUUUUGUACACGCAGUGCAUUAUUUGUUGGUGUUGCAAGUUCACAUUGCUGUUGAAGUGAAUUUGUAUACAUUUUGACACCUGUAUGUCUUGUUUGCACUGUAGCUCUUCUGACAAACGUUACACUCCUAGGUCUCCACAAGCCAUCCACAGUGUCCUCUGGAAGAAAAAAAAAAGUCCUCUCUGUACUUAAAUUGCACUUAUCUAUAUAAAAAAAAAAGACAGUGAAGGAAUAAAUUUAAACUUAAAGGCACAAUCUGCAGUUAGUUUGCAGUGCUCUCCCUGCUCAGCUGUCCGUGUGCAUGAUUCACAUCUGAAUGUGUUGUCUGCUCCAUCGGCUGCAAGUAAAGUCCAGGCCAUGUGGACUCCAGGUGAAUAGGAUGCUGUAUAGCAGUUCUCAUUGGGCCUUUAAUGGCUCUCAUCCAUAGUAUCUGUUCCACUGGUGCUAGAACAUGUGGUCUCUGGACAGAGCCAUCAGUCCAGUUGAGGAUUUCGCAAGUUAAAGUAGUGCGUGAUCACUCUGUUACCAAGAUUCAGGCUCACCAUACAGUAUUUCUGUGCGUUUUUAUUUCAGUUGGUAUUGUAAUAUCCGACCACACCAUGUGAUGAGUCUGUCAUUGCAAAGUCAAGGUAAAACAAAGCAUGUAAAAGGGUGUGAAAAUUCGUGUAGUGGCUUGAUGCAAAUAUUUAAGGUUCUUUAAUGGAAGACAUUGACCGGACACUAACAAAGACAACAGCCUCAGAGAGCUUCAUAGAAAACAGUCCUUACUUCCAUCUCUCCUUCCAGCUUCUCUCAAACGUAAGUUUGCAUAUGACCCAGUUAUUAUUGGCAACCUGCUGCUAGCUAAAACGUUAGCAGUAGGCAUGACAAGGGCUGCCAUGUGAUGUAUGGGCUUAGAUGUUCUUCUUGAGGAUGGACCUACAGUAGCUUACUACAGGAAGUGUACCCACAGAGAGGGCUCUAAUCCUGGGGUGAGGGCUCCGCUGUGGAAGGAGCCAGUCCUGGUCAGUUCUUAGGAGAUGAGGAAGUUGAUAGGUUCACACUCCAUUUUGGGAGAUAAAAUGAAAGGAAGGAUCUAUUAAAAACAAGAAUCAUAUGCCACAUAUGAACAUACGGCGUCAUAUAAGCAGGUAGAGGGUAACACGUGCAUAAAGUUCACAUGAAAAAUCCUGGUGGUAAUCCAUUUUGUUCUUAGAUAACCCGUUUUAGUCAUUCCAUCUGCAUGCGUGGUUAGAUAUAGUACAGUAUGAGCCAUAUGUAAGGUGUCCAGGGGUACAGUAGGAAGAUUGGACUUUGUCUUUUUCAGAGCAAAUCUAAAAAUGGGAACAUCCUGUGUUUAAUCUCCUCUGUUAGCCCAUGCAUGCAGGUUUCCUAAUAAUCCAGAAUUAGAGGAGGCAAAACAAAUAUAAGGCCGGGAAUCUAGCUACGCUUUUUCUUCACAGCUUUAUGUUCUGGAAUAUAUCCUUAUUACAUAUAGAUUGGCUGAGUUUGACAGGCCAAAGGAUUUGCACAACAGCCCCUGGGUUAGUAAUGGAUAAAAGUUGUGAUUGUUCUCAUAGUAACAUCAAGGACUCGUACUGCAGUUCCUUUCUCCAUUCCUCAUUUUAAAUUAGAGGAAUGUACUUGGAGUAUAUACAGUAGUGUUACAAAACACAAGACACUUCCAAUAUCGGAUUAUUAAAUUAUUAUUAUUAUUAAAUAUCAGUUUUUAUUUAAUUUGCAGUGUUUCAUGAAGAUCUCUGCAGUAGUAGUGGCUAUCCCAGUUAGUCUUUGUUCCUUAAUUCUGCCACAUUUUCAUUUUCAGCUUUAAGUGCCUCUGACCUUGAUUUCACACAUGUACGAUUCCUAUUAUUGUGUUUUAGUGCUUGUGGCUUUCCAAAAAAAAUGUACUGUGUAUGCUAGUGAAAUGCAGCUGACAGUGGGAAUUAGACUAACUGGCGCCAUCUUGUGGCUUCAGAUAGUUCACUUGGUGUUACACCUGACAUCGCAAGCAGUUAGAAGCAGUUCUCCAAAGUGUUAACGUGAUAUGACACUUGACCCCAUCUCUAGGCACAAUAACUCACCAAAGUCUCCUAAAAUGAAGUCCAACGGGUGUACUAAAGUGUGGCUGGCAUGUCAUCAGAGAGGUUUGACCUAUUACCUGUACAGACAAAAUCCCACUCCCUUUUCUCCUAAACCUCUAUUUAAUCCAUAAUAGGUCAUUUCACAGAGACACCUCAACCUACCAGGAGUUUAUUCCUUUAAUUUGUACUCAAACGGAAGCAGGAGAGAAGCUGAUGUGAGGUUGAAAGGACAAUGUGAGUGCAGAGGGGAUCGCAUGUCCCACACUUUAGAGAUUAACCAGUAAACCAAAUAGAUUCAGACACUUUGAAAAACCUGAAAAGUCUAUUAAGUCCUAAGGGGAAAAUGACAUAUGAUUGCUUAUUCUUUAACCAGCAUCUUAUGUAUAUUUGAGCUAUUCUAUUUCCUAACCUCUGCUCCUUUGUCUUUCGAGUUAAUCAGAGUUAGUAUAUCAGACUUUGGCAGACCCUUUAACUCUUAAUCCAGAGUUUUAACCCGUAUUGUAGUGCAGACUAUUUACUGAGGGGUAUUGCAACAUUGUCAGUAUUAUUACAUGUUUAUGUUGUUACAUGUUUGGAUGUUUAUUUGGCCAUUGACUGGCUGAUUUUGGAGUGUACAGAUGGAAAUCAGAGGAAUGAAAUUAGUAGCUUGUUCAAUGCACUUUUAAUAUGGGACAUUUCCAUUUGCAGCGCCAUUUUGAGGGCUUAGAAUCCUCUAGAAAUGAGAAGGGUGCAACGAAAGUGAUGCAAAAAAAAAAAAAACAUGGUGUGAAGAAUAAAGAGAGGAAAAAGGGUGAAGUGAGGUUGGGGACUCCGGCUGGGCCGCUGGAAACACAUUAAUAUUCUGUUGGAUGGCAGAGAUGGGAUUUGUGGGGACAUAGACACAAAGAGGUGACACUCAUAUGUAACAGGAGUGUAUUGAGUUUUAAAUCCUCACCUGUCACCUGCUUUAGUGUGUAAAAGAAAAAAGGGGGGUGUUUUCUGACACCACCACAUUUCUGUCAAAAAACGCACUUGGCGUCGACCUGCAUGCCUAAAGAAGGGUGCACAAAGUUUGAUGUGUUGACUUCAACCUUUAAUAGAAAAUUGCUUGCAAUAUGAAACACACCUGUUACACGACAGUUUGCUCACCCAGUUUUAGAGGUUGUAUAAUUGUGAGGAGUCAGUAUUUUUAUGGUUGGAAAAAAAAGAGUGUCCUCCACCGAAAGAUGUACAGUUGGAGGAAAAAAAAAAGCAUUUUGUACACCAUUCUUGAUGUUUGAGAUAAGAUUUAAAAAAAAAAAAAGAUUAAAACAUUGAGGAAUGUUGCAUUUUCCUGUAAAUUGUACCUCUAUUUAUUUGCCUUAUUUAGUUUGCUAUAUUUUGUAUGUACACACAGCAUUACAACAAAAUGUUAUAUUAAAAAUAUGAAUAAUUAAACUGUGGUCCUGUAUGAUGGAUAGUUUUGAGACUUGUAUAAGAAUGAGAUUUUUUUUUUCAUUUCUAUAAUUUUAUUUUUGUUUUGUAUUUUUUUUUCUCACCCUGUGUCUUUUGUAGGGUUACAAUAAACUUUUGUCCCUUA